Talaromyces rugulosus is the source of this 1041-nucleotide messenger RNA. RefSeq lists its product as uncharacterized. The transcript is spliced from 2 exons. Gene Ontology annotation, biological process: pantothenate biosynthetic process. Lineage: Eukaryota; Fungi; Ascomycota; Eurotiomycetes; Eurotiales; Trichocomaceae. The coding region runs from base 1 to 1041 and encodes 346 amino acids. Gene Ontology annotation, molecular function: 2-dehydropantoate 2-reductase activity. Gene Ontology annotation, cellular component: cytoplasm. The record is from RefSeq and is a predicted model, not a curated record.
AUGGCGGAAAAUAGAGCAAGAGUUUUAAUUAUUGGGGGAGGGUCAGUUGGAAUUAUGGCUGCAUAUGCUUUAUAUGCCGGGGGAAAUGCAGACGUCACCGUCGUGAUGAGGUCCAAUUUCGCGCAAGUCGAGAAAACCGGCAUUAGUAUUGACUCUAUCGACCAUGGCCAUGACAUUAAAGGCUGGAGACCUGAUACUAUUCUGGACAGCGUGCCCGAUGUCGUACGCGAAAAACUACCCCUGUUUGACUUUGUUGUCGUGACCACUAAAAAUAUCCCCGACGUUUCUCCCACGGCGGAAGAGAUCGUUACGCCAGCAAUCGUAAAUGAGAAAACAGUGAUUGUAUUACUGCAGAACGGGCUGAACAUCGAGAAGCCAAUGAUCCGUCGCUUCCCCUCGAACCCAAUUCUAAGCAGUGUCUCUUAUAUCAGCGCGACUCAGCUUUCCCAUGGAAAAAUACUUCAUACUGAUCCCGAUUACCAAAGGAUAGGCCCUUUCAGCAGUUCUCUAGUUUCGCCUGAGGUUGCUGAAGAUGCGGCACGACGGUAUCUCACCGUUUACAAUCCUCACAACGCUCUCAAUGUAGUCUUUGACGACAACGUCACCCGCACUAGAUGGAGCAAACUCGUUUAUAACGCGUCGUACAACUCAGUCGCCGCUAUUCUGCGCAUGGAUACUGCACGUAUGCGCAUGAGCCAACAUAUAAUUGACGAUCUCAUUCGGCCGAUCAUGCUAGAGGUUAUAGCGGCAGCAAAUGCUUGCGGAAUUACUGAUCUACCAAAGGAUCUUCCGGACAGGGCAAUUCGGGCCGACUCGACAGAUACAGGUUUCAGGCCAAGCAUGUGCCAGGAUGCCGAUAACGGAAACUUGAUGGAGAUUGAAUAUAUCGUGGGCGAGCCCUUGCGCGAGGGCCAAUCUCGAGGAGUCCAAAUGCCGGCAUUGAAGACCAUUUAUUAUCUGCUGAAAGGCCUACAACUCCAUGCGAAAGAGGCAAGGGGCAUGUGGGAGCCAAAAUUCUGCUCAAACAACCCAUAUAAAUGA